CGCUCAUGGGUUUUGUCCACGUUGACUAUCCGCCAUUACUACAACUCUUCCCAAGGCUAAAUUAAAGUCAGCAAUCAUCUUUGUCCCAAUCAUUAAAACAAACCCUUUUUGUUUUUUUCCAGGGGAGAAUCUUGAAAGCCAUAGCAAAAGGGGGAGGAGAAACAAGCUUUAAUUUAUGAUGAAUGAGCCAUUGCUUCAUCAAGAAAAUCAACGGCCCCCAUUUCCAUCAUCUCUGCUCAUCUAUCUAUAUGUUGGACACUUCCUUUCCAGAUGGACUGCCAGGAUGUGGGAAUUCUCUGUGGGAUUGUAUAUGAUCAAUCUGUGGCCCAAUUCUUUAGUCCUUGCUGCUGUUUAUGGUGCUGUGGAGUCUGCUUCCACAGCUUUGCUUGGACCAGUAGUUGGAAAAUGGGUGGAUAAGUUCACAUAUGCUAAGGUUCUCAAGCUAUGGUUGUUAAGUCAAAAUCUCUCGUUUAUCAUUGCCGGGGGUGCAGUGGUUUCGCUUCUGGUUUGGGAGGAUUUGAUGUCAAUCAACUUCACGGCAUUCAUGUUACUCAUAAUAUUGAUCAAUAUCUCUGGAGCUGUUGCCAUGCUUUCCACUCUGGCAGGAACCAUACUGAUCGAAAGAGAAUGGGUAGUGGUGAUAUCAGAAGGCCAUCCUCCUGCAGUGCUGACAAACAUGAAUUCGAUAAUAAGGCGAAUCGAUUUGAUCUGCAAGUUAUUUGCCCCUGUCAUUUCGGGCUUCAUCAUAAGUUUUAUCUCCCUAACUGCAUCCGCUAUGGCUCUAGCCCUGUGGAAUAUCGUAUCCGUUUGCCUAGAAUACUGGCUUCUAACAUCAGUGUUCUUUGGGAUUCCGGCAUUAAGAGAAAGCAGCGAAAGAAGGGUCUUAAGAUCCUCGCCAAACAACACAGAAGAACGCCCCUCGGUUCACGUGUCAAGAAUUCCUUAUAUCAGUGCUUGGAAAGUGUACUUGCAGCAAGAUGUAAUUCUCCCGGGAUUAGCUCUUGCGCUGCUCUAUUUCACAAUCCUCAGCUUUGGAACUUUAAUGACUGCUACGCUUGAAUGGGAAGGCAUACCUGCAUAUAUCAUUGGCAUUGCCCGGGGGAUAAGCGCAGCAAUAGGAAUCGCUGCUACGUUUCUGUACCCCGUCUUGCAAUCCCGGAUUUCAACCUUUCGAACAGGGCUAUGGUCAAUCUGGUCACAGUGGAGCUGCCUCCUGGUAUGCGUAGCGUCCAUAUGGAUGCACGAUAAGCUCGUGUCAGCAUAUAUGCUUAUGGCGGGAGUAGCUGCAUCGCGCCUGGGGCUAUGGAUGUUCGACUUAUCAGUCAUUCAGCAAAUGCAGGACCAUGUUCCCGGAAACGAUCGUUGUGUGGUAGGAGGGGUUCAAAACUCGCUGCAAUCUAUAUUUGAUUUGAUGACUUAUCUCAUCGGCAUUGUCAUAUCAGAUCCUCAGGAUUUUUGGGAGUUGAUAUUGUUGUCCUUUGUACUGGUGACACUGGCGGCCAUUUUGUACAGUAUACACAUCUAUCGUGUGAGGAAGCACCUCUUCCAUUUUGAGAAAUUGCCUAUUAUUGGUACCCAUUUCUACUAUUCAAAUAGAGUAAAUUAGAUAUUUGUUUUUCUUUUUUAUUCUUAGCAGUAAUGUUUUGUAUUUCUUGAUUUCUAUCCCUUUAGUGAGAUCUACGUACUCUUAAUAGUUUAUUGUAUUGGUGUGGUCUUGUAACGUUUUAUGUAUUUUGUGCCAGUA
Molecule: messenger RNA, 1744 nt
Organism: Ipomoea nil (Japanese morning glory)
Lineage: Eukaryota; Viridiplantae; Streptophyta; Magnoliopsida; Solanales; Convolvulaceae
Product: solute carrier family 40 member 2-like
Exons: 8
Coding region: 176-1606 (476 amino acids)
Biological process (GO): iron ion transmembrane transport
Cellular component (GO): membrane
Molecular function (GO): iron ion transmembrane transporter activity
Source: RefSeq, a predicted model, not a curated record